Molecule: messenger RNA, 2733 nt
Organism: Filobasidium floriforme
Lineage: Eukaryota; Fungi; Basidiomycota; Tremellomycetes; Filobasidiales; Filobasidiaceae
Exons: 4
Coding region: 160-2352 (730 amino acids)
Biological process (GO): translesion synthesis
Molecular function (GO): DNA-directed DNA polymerase activity; damaged DNA binding
Source: RefSeq, a predicted model, not a curated record
CUCUGAUCCAAAAGACGUAUCCUCAACGAUGCAACGACCAACACCCUCGAGCUGCUUGUUCACGAGUGACAGCUUACCUCGAAGCCGAACGACAACGACAGCGGUUGAAAGACCUGACAGAAUGCAGAAGAGAAUCCGAUAGCCUGACUCACAACCGACAUGUCCGGCAUGCCCGGCCCUCUUCGUCAUCGUUCCGAUCGGAAACCGAUCAUCAUCGCGCUCGACCAGGACAACUUUUAUUGCGGUGUCGAACGAGUGCUCGAUCCGUCACUCCGCGGGAAACCGGUCGGCAUCACUCAAAAGUCGCUCCUCGCCACGACCAGCUACGAAGCCCGAGCUCGCGGGGUGACCAAGUUGAUGAGCAUCAAAAAGGCCAAGGAGCUCGUACCGGAAAUGAUUUUGGUGGACGGAGAGGACUUGACGAACUAUAGAAGGUUCUCAAGAGAGGUGGUCAGGCUCGUCGGAGCGAUCGUGGGUGUGAAAGAGGGAGGAGAGCGGGCCGUGGAGAAGCUGGGGCUGGACGAGGUCUUUAUUGAUGUGACCAACCUGGUGUACGCCCACCUAGACCAGAUAUCCACCUCUUGGCAAUCCUCGACAUCCAUCUUCUUCCCCCUCCCGGCGACGGCUCAACCACUCACACCCGAAAGACAUCCUCCUGGGUUCACCUACAACCCCUCUUCCCUCCCCGGACACGUGCUCGCUCCCGCCUCUCGUCCGAUCGUCCCCGGUCCCAGCUCUCCUGACUACGACGCUCAAGCGUUGCUCGUAGCCGGACACCUAGCCGGGUUCAUAAGAAGGAAGAUCAAAGAACUCAUCGGGUUGACUUCUUCGGCGGGAGUGGCGAGGAACAAGUUGUUGGCCAAGCUGGUGGCUAGCGUCAAGAAGCCUGAUGCGCAGACGACUUUUCUCGCCGAACCCGUUGGUCAUGGAUACGAUCAUGCGCAUGUGUAUGACUAUCGGGACGGUGGGAAUGGGGACGAGGUCGACAAGGAGGGGGAAAUGGUUCAAAAGUUCCUCGACCCGUUGGACCUUCGAAAGUUGAACGGAUUCGGGAGCAAGACGGUCUCCACCCUCAUGGACAGUCUCAAAGCCCGAUCGAUCGCUUUCGAGACGUCCAAGUUGACGGUCCUUCAAACCCGGUCCAUGUUCACCCUAGCCGAUUUCAUCAGGCUCUUCAAGGAUCAGGCAAAAUUGGGACCACGUCUCUGGGGACUUUUGCAUGGGAUAGACGAGGAACCCGUCAGACCCAACCCAGAGUACCCGAAGCAGAUCAGCGUGGAAGAUAGUUAUGCUAGGACGAUGAGGAGGCGGUUCUGUAAGAUCAGAGACGAGAUGGAGGCGCUCGUCAGGGAUCUUUUGGACAGGUUGGAAGACGAGUUGAUGGAUGAUCCUACCGGUGGGGACGCGGGAGGGGCUAUCUGGUGUCCGCUCGACAAGGCGGAAACGAAGACAGCCGGGCCAUCUCCGAAGGUCGAGCCGAACCGCAUCUGGAAACGAUAUCCCCGUCAGUUCAGGCUCGCCCUCAGGCUCGACUGGGACCACCCAGGAGGGAGGGAUUCGAAGAGCGUCGUCAUGCCAGCUUUUGUGUUCGAUACCCACCGGGCGAUCGCGGAUAGAGCGGGCGCUCUCAUGAACAAGGUCGGCGUGGCGCUGUUGAAAGAACUCUUGGGAAUCAAGAAGAGCGAGAAGGGAGAGGAUACGGACGAGUUUGCUGUUUAUGUCAUCAACGUCGCCGCAGUCAACCUGUCGAACGAAAGGCCACCGCCCUCUCUCCUUGACGGGUGGUCUUCAGCUGCCCAAGCUCCCGAUCAAGAUUUUCUAGACUCUCUACCAUCGGAGAUCAAGCGGGAAGUCCUUGGUCGGUACGGACGACCAAACGAUCAAGAAACGAACAAGCGGAAGAGUCCGCACAACGGCGAGGAUGCCGAUAUCAAGUCAAAGAACAAGAACAAGCGGAACAAGAAAAGCGGACCAGGCUUUUCUGCGACCCAGGCUAUCGAGGUGGAUGAUGAGCCAGAGAUCAUCGAGAUCGAUUCCAGCCCGGAGAAGAUACCCCCGAAAUCCACACGACCUCGAGAACGACCUCUUGACGACGGCACGGCCGCUACGGUUGGGCUGAGCGUGACGAGCCAUAAUGACAACAUCGACGACGACCUUGCCUCCAAUGAUGUGGGCCCCGAGUCUGAUACGACAUACGAAAUCGAAGACGAUGACGACGAACCUGUGUACGAAACCGAGACCACCGAAGGGUCCCAACAAACCACUUGUGCGAGAUGUGGCACGGUCGUUUUCGCAUUUGCCAAAGCGGCCCAUGACCGUUGGCAUGAAGGCGACGAGUUGAAAGCCACCUGAAGAGGUCUACCAAUGGCAACUUGCAGCCUACAAUACGACAGGACAGUAUAUACGUCGAUAGAAAGGAGGACACCGUUUUGAGACGGAAAAUGACACGGUCGAACGAUAUUAUGCUAUGCCGACGCCCAGGCAGUAGAUGUAUCGACCCGAAAUUUGGUCAGCCGUCGCACUAUACAGUACCGAAACCGUGAAUCUACUUUUCAGGUCAUCUCUGGGACUGUCGGAAGGUUUGGGCGAGUGUUCGUGGUCCGCAAACAACAAUUUAUGAUCAAUCGCCGGGACUAACUCGGAAGCAACUAAAUUGCCUGUGCAAUUUAGUUGAGGGGCGAUGAGGACCCACAAAGUAAACAGAUGGUCGUUUUUUUUAGCGUAAAAGUCAUG